Molecule: messenger RNA, 1611 nt
Organism: Desarmillaria tabescens
Lineage: Eukaryota; Fungi; Basidiomycota; Agaricomycetes; Agaricales; Physalacriaceae
Exons: 3
Coding region: 363-1532 (389 amino acids)
Molecular function (GO): protein binding
Source: RefSeq, a predicted model, not a curated record
GGAAUGUCGUGACCCAUCGGCAUUUGCCUCAUCAAAUCAUCAUGUCCCGUGCACUCUUUUCGCGUUUUUUUCCGAAUCGCAUCACCGCUAACCAUUCUAGUUCCCUCAUUUAAACGCUUCUGUGGCAACUUCUUGUUGCUGUUUUUAACACCCAACCAUAUACCGUCCGUGCUUCUGAUCCCAUUUGCUACACGGCCACCUAUAAAGAUCUCUCCCUUGCUUAACCAUGGUCGCUAUCUGUACUUCUCUGAACCGCACAAGGCUCGGGCAGCCGUCUUCCGCUGGGUGCCUCAUGACAGAUUACUGACAAACCGCCUGAUACGAUUAUAUGACUAAUUUUGUUAUCAAGAUAACCCCUUACGAUGGUCGGCCUAUGCUCAUUGUUGAACACCCACUUUGUUACGAUGUUGUCUACCUGUACUCAUAUCCCUGCUCUCCAACGGUGCCCGCAAGAGGUCUGGGAACAUAUCAUACAUUGCCUAGACGACGAGUCGGCCGCGUCCGCAGCGCGAGUUUGCUAUGCUUGGACCUUCGCCUCCCGCCGAUGUCUCUACCGAUACCUGACCUUCACGUACCCUUCUCCCAAACUCGAAGAGACCUUGUCCACCAGUCCAGCAAUCCGAGCAUGCAUCCGACGCCUGCGGCUGAAAUGGCAUGCAGACGCCAACUUUGACUGGGUGACGCUCCUUCCCCCGGAGAACAUCCAAUCCAUUGAAUUCUACUUCUACCCUGGAUGUUUCGAAGAAACGUUCCCAUCCCAUGUAAUGGACAACUUCUCCGCGUUGGCGGGUGCACGCCAUAUCACUAUCCAGGGCCCGGACGGAUACGGCCAUUCGACUCUCCAGCGCUUAUGCUCCUCUCCGGUUCUCAAGGAGCUUCAAAUCUACUCCUCGUCAAUGUGCGACCUCGAGGGCAUUGAUCCCGUUUGCCCAUUGACGCGUCUCACUAUCAAUUCAUGCACCAGUUCCUUCGUGUUUCGCUUCCCCAUAGGCAGCUUUACUGCCUCUCUCACCCGGCUGGAUGUAGCGUUUGAUAGGUUCGACCGGGAUGAUGGAAUCGAUGGAGAGUCUCGAUCGCUCCGUAACUUUAAGGAAGCGCUCUCGCAGCUCACGCUCCUCCGGCAUCUUGUCGUUUACGCGUUACGACAUAUUCCUGAACCCUUCCUUGAUGAUGUUGUCGCGCACCUCCCUGCGCUGGAAUCGUUGCACGCGACCUCGGGGUCAUACAGCGCCGUCCUCUUUGACCGCCUACCUCUCACGAUGCGGUGUCUGAGCCUUAAAGGAAUUUGGCAAGGUUCACUACUCCCAAUGGUUACCUUCAUCCAUUCCAGCCGUUUGCACGAUGUCCUGGUAUGGCCAACACGUCCGCAGAAUCAAGGCUCGACUGAAAAUCUACAACCCGUCCGAGAUGCGUGUGAGGCUCAGAAUGUACGGUUUCGAGUCAUCGCCGCAAGAGACGCGUCGGCCUUCGUCGCUAAUUUUCCGUAUGAUAAUGAGCGUAUAGAAAACCAAACACUCGUGUAUAGGUGGUAAUUUCUGCGCGUUCUAGCAUUGCAUAGAAAUAACAAAUCUGGGAUACCAUGGAACUCGCAGCGUGUACGAUGCUGAAUGU